This is a messenger RNA of Pectinophora gossypiella (pink bollworm), 4856 nucleotides long. It is a transcript of the gene GMF, whose product is annotated as glia maturation factor beta. NCBI's taxonomy places the organism in Eukaryota, Metazoa, Arthropoda, Insecta, Lepidoptera, Gelechiidae. The coding region runs from base 104 to 529 and encodes 141 amino acids. The record is from RefSeq and is a predicted model, not a curated record. Gene Ontology annotation, biological process: negative regulation of Arp2/3 complex-mediated actin nucleation; actin filament debranching. The transcript has 4 exons. Gene Ontology annotation, molecular function: actin binding; Arp2/3 complex binding. Gene Ontology annotation, cellular component: actin cortical patch.
UACAAAAAAAUAUGAACUGUCAAACUUGAAACUACCUUUGUUGACGUGAACGCUUCGCUCGCUUAGUUAUUUACUUUCCUCAAUUUUACAAUAAAUAAAUAAAAUGUCGGGCCAUAACGUAAAUGUUUGUGAUAUCGGCGACGAUGUAAAGGAGGUUUUGAAAAAGUUUCGCUUCCAGAAACACAGUUCCAACAGUGCUUUAAUAUUGAAGGUGAACCGACAGAAGCAGGCGCUGGAAGUGGACGAGGAGCUGGAGAAUGUGGACCUGGAAGAGCUGCAGGAUAUCCUGCCGUCACACCAGCCACGGUUCAUUGUCUACAGUUUCAAAAUGGACCACGAGGAUGGGCGGGCAUCGUUCCCGCUGUGUUUCAUAUUCUACACACCACGCGACGCGCAUAUGGAGUUACAGGUAAUGUAUGCCGGAACACAGAGGGCGCUGGCGGCGACAGUCGGCGCCCCCCGCCUCCUAGAAGUGAGAGAGAUAGACGAACUCACCAACGACUGGCUGAAGGAGAAACUCGCGAGAUAGACAGAGACGGCUGUAUGUUCCUAUGUUUCUAUUUAUUACGAGUCUUUUUGCUAGUAUUUAUUUGUAUAUUUUUAUAGUUGUUUUAAGUAAUAAUCAGUGAUCGGAAUCUUGGGUGCUAUUACUAUCAAUAGUGUGGAUGUUACCAGAAAUUUCCGGGAAUCGGUACUAUGACUGAAAAUUCUCGGGAAUUGAUACUUUAUGUUUGGCAUACCGGCAUACGUUUGAGGUAGGAUACAAAAGAAUUGAUACUUUGGUCACAAUAUUACUAGAAUUCUGAAUGAUAUUUUUAAUUUAUCAUGACUUACGUACAGUCGUGUGUAACGUCCUAUACCUACUUUAGAACCCUGUCGCACUAACAUAUUUGACAAUUAGUGAGACUUACAGCACACACCGGACAAUACACCUAAACUUAAAAAAAAACCUCGUUUUACACAAAACUACACAUUGACAUUAUCGUACACGCGCAUCUGUGUGUGUGACGUCUGACACCAUACGAUUCAAGUCUAAACUAUGUUCGAGGGGGUGAGGUAAACCUAGCCCAGACGCUGGUGGGGAGCGGAGAGUUGCCGUUCUAUACGUAGUAUUAUUCCUUAUUCUAUGCUUAUAGUUCAAUUUGUCAAAAAGUAAUGUGACAUGCUUUUUGAAAAAUGUUUUGUGAUUUAGUCUAUGUUUAAUUCAAGUUUCAUUGUCAUUUUUAUUUUUUCUUUUUCUAUUUUGUUAUUUUCUCUUGACCAUGACUUUCUGGAGGAGGCCUGGAGUCCUAAAACACAGGGUAUCCUAGUUUAGGCUCCAGCCUCUACAAAUAUUGUAUUUUUUAUAUGUAUUUAUGUAUCCAUGUGUCUUUGUAGAGGAAAUAAAGAUUUUACUUACUUACUUACUAUGGUACCAAAGUGUAUACAUAUUAAUGCUCACGGUACUUACCAACUAUUUCUAACCCUGUUUUUUACUGUACUGUUUACUAACAUAGAGUAAGGAUAUACCAACCCAAUUAGUUUUGUUACUUGAAUAAAUACAUAAAUUAUUAUUAUUUAAGAGUAAACGUACUUAUUAAACAAACGCGACUUCGACACAUUUUGGACAAUAAUGUAGUCUGCUUACCCCAAAGGGAAAUAGGCAUGAAUAUUUGUAUGUGUGUUAAAUAAUAAUAUCAAAUGUUUUUCAGGCCUUACCGCAAUUACCGGAAUCAUUUACCGUAAUUCCGGAGAUAUCGUCAUAUCCAUAUUAGUUAUAUUGUUUGGAAAAACACCGAAAUUCCGAUCAUUGGUAGAUACAAUAAUGUCAGUGUUAUCAGCAGUGUGAUGUUCUUGAGAGAAGGUAUAUAAAUAAAAAAUACAGGCUGUUAGUGACAUCGUAACGAAUACUGAGUGGGGUGGUUCAGACCAUGAUUCUGAGUUGAUAUCAAGUGGAAAUUUUCCGUCGCAAAAUUCAUGUUUUUUUUACAAGUUGUAUAAGCCAUUGUCAAAAUUAACGCUUGCCUCUAAUAACUUUAUUUACCGGAUAUUUUCAAAGACUGUAAACUCAAUAAGUUUCGCGUAGCAGUUACCUAAUCUCUGGCUUACAGAUAGAUGCUUUUACAGCGUAAAAGAAUAUUUAGAUUACAAAUAACAGGUUUUAAGUGUAUAAUUAAAAGCAUGUAUCAAGUGUGUAGAAUAUUUGUAAAAUUGAUAUUAUUAUUUGUUAUUGUUUUUAAAUAAUCUGGGUGUAUGCCUGUAAAGGUAGUAUUUAGUGAUACUCAAUGAAAAAAAACAGCUGUUUGUAACCUAAAUACCAUGCACAGAAUAAAUUUCAUUUCAUUUAGUUUUCUUAAAUUAUUUUCAAUUAUAUCAUUUUGCGACAGAAAUGUUAGUAAAAAGUAACUGAUUUGACUAGUUGGAAACCAGCCUAUUCUCCGUUUCUCCGCUCCGCUGCCUCGCUCAGCUUCGAUGGACGGGCAGCCUAAAGCUGAUUUUAAUAAUAUAUUCGCUUAGCAUUAAGUCUUAUAUAGGCCCGAUUCCUGCAGACACCGCCUAAUUUUAUUUUAAGUUAUAUCCGUCAUUUUCAUAUCCGUCGAAAAGGAAAGGGACGGAUGAUUCACAGCUCUUAAUUUUAGGAAGAAUGAGUAAAUGAAUGAAUAACCCGGGCGAAUCAAAAAGGUAUGCAAACCAUUUGACGUGCUGUCUACUUACCUGUGUCGGGUUAUUGACUGAUGUUAAAUUUUUAGACGGUUGGUUUAGAUUUGUCCUUAAAAUUGACGUGUGUUCCAUAAAUUUUAUGCUUGUCGAUUACCCGUCCCUUUCCUUUUCGGCGGAUAAGAAAAUGACAGAUAUAACUUAAAAUAAAAUUAGAUGGUAUUUACAGGAAUUAGCACCAUUAAUAAAAUAUUUUUUAAGAACUUAGGCCAAAAGGGUAGUAUUAUAUUAUAGAAAUUAAGUGCAUAUAAAACACAGACGAAGGGUAGCUUGUCUGUCGGUCUUUUAAAGGAUUUAUUUACAUUUCACGACUUUACAGCGCAGAAGCGCCAAUGCGCCGUGACCAACGGCUUAACGUGCCCUUCGAAGCACGGAAUCAUCUUACUUUUUCGGACAAGCAGGUGAUUCAAGUCUGAAAAGUCCUUACCAAACAAAGGACAGUCUCACAAAGUGAUUUCGACAAUGUCCCCAUCGGGAAACGAACUCGGACCUCCAGAGGCUGUUGUGUGUAUUUUGUCGAAAAUAAAAUUAAACACAGACGACAUUUUUCAACUUGCCAGAAAAAGUCACGAUUAUAUUUAAGUAUUGAAAUCAUACGAUAAAGAAAUAUAAUUGACGUAUAGAACAGUAAGGCUGCGUGUCCAUUGACGCGGAGCUGUGCGGAGAUGUGAAGGUAUCGACCAAUCACCGUGAGGAAGAGAGCGACAGAGCGUCUUCGUUUCUCGCUCUCUCGAACGCUGAUUGGUCAAAUCCGCACAUCUCCGCUCUUCCGUGAGUGCGAAGGAGACAGACAAUCCGCGACCUCUCUGUUUGCUUAGCGGUUUACGGCCAUUUAAGACUAAAGACCCAGAGGGGGUGAGGUAGGCGUCCGUUACGAAUUGGUGCGGGCGGAGUUACCGUUCUAUACGUAGUAUUAUUCUGUCUUGCUGCAACGCACCGUGCUAUAGCCAGUUACGUGCUGUUCCUGAGAAUAUUCCCGAAGGAGAUACUUUCCAAAAACACGGUAGAUGGCGUUGUUAAGCUUUUCGUUUAAACUUCUAAUUUCAUGAAUAACAGACAUAUUAUGCAUCUGUUAUCUUUGUUUUUAGGUAUAAAUGAUGACCCUUUUUAUUACACCAAGGUACAAUUACAACUUCCACCCAUUAUUAUUCCGAUCAAAAUAAAGAGAAGCAUUAUACCUUAUAUUCAGCAUCAUCAUUCUAUAAAUAAUGUGAUCCAAAUAUAAAGCAACAAUUAGUUACAUUUUUCAAUAAUUAUGUAUCUACAGUCAUGAGCAAUAUAAUGUACCUUUAGGACUCUGUCGCACUAACAUAUUUGACAUUUAGUGAGACUUACAGUUCAAUUUGUCAUAAAAGUUAAUGUGACGUGGUACCAAAGUUAUAUUAAUGCUCGUGACCGUACCCCAGCAAUGAGAAAAUAGGUAAUUAUCACGUUAAAAGUGAACGCCAUCUAUCGUGUGUUUGGGGAACGUCGAUUGGAAAGUCCUUCAGUGGAAAGGACAUUGGCUGCUUUUUUUUUUAAUUGUUCUUUCGUGUGAUGACCCUACCUGACUAAAGGUUAGGUGAUAAAGUUCUUUUAACAUGACUCUUGUGUCUUUUUACUAGUGAUGUUCCGAAUAUCCGUAUCCGCGGAUAUCCGAGAUAAAAGAAAAAUCCGUAUCCGUAUCCGUUACUUUUCACGCGGAUCUUUUACGGAUCUUUUUCAGGUGAUUAAGUAGACUUAUUAAAUAAAAAACUAUAAAAUUCCAUUCAGAUUGUUUUUAUUUCAUAAAAUCAAAUAUUUGGCACCUUUAUAUUGCAAACAUUUAGAUAGAUAGAUAUUUAUAAUGAAAGCAAGAUAAAAUAUCACUUUUAUAACAAUGAAAUAACUAAAACUUUAAUUUUUUUUUAAAGAAAAUAUAGAUCCGUAUCCGCGGAUCUUUACACUAAAUAUCCGUAUUCAGAUCCGUAUCCGCGGAUAUACAUUUUUAACGAUCCGGCACAUCACUACUUUUUACUUCUGGGAAUGUACCCAGAAACGGCGCACCACUGGCUGCAGCGCAAAUAUUAGUGAUUUUGAUAGCAUUUAUAUUUGAUAGAUAUGUAUUUAAUUUAUAUACACAUUUGUAAAAGACUUAGGUUGUAAGAUUUGAUAAAUAAAUUAAUAUUUACACAACUGUA